Molecule: messenger RNA, 1901 nt
Organism: Spinacia oleracea (spinach)
Lineage: Eukaryota; Viridiplantae; Streptophyta; Magnoliopsida; Caryophyllales; Amaranthaceae
Product: aldehyde oxidase GLOX-like
Exons: 1
Coding region: 238-1869 (543 amino acids)
Source: RefSeq, a predicted model, not a curated record
CCAUAUUCUUUGAUUUAGGUGCAAUCUUUCUCUCUAUUCUUCAAUGCAUGCUAAUCCAAUGAUAUUAUGCUCUUCCGACGUCCUUGAGAAUGAUGCUUAUAGAGGGAUCACAAUUUGUUCAUUGUACCAAUUUUGUUGGCUACUAAAGUCUCCAACUUUCUUCCACCAACUUCUCCAACCAAAGGCUUCCAAACAUUCAAUUACUUACUUUAAUUGUGUGAUCAACAUUCCAUCAUCAUGCUCACCUUGUUCCUUGUGCUAUCUUUGGCUAUUACCUCUCCCUCUCUAUCAAACCUUCAAAGUGUAGGUGAGUGGCAAGUCUUGCACGAAAACAUCGGCAUCUCAGCCAUGCACAUGCAACUACUCCGUAACAACAAAGUCAUAAUGUUUGAUAGAACUGACUUUGGCUCAUCUAACCUCUCCCUCCCUUACGGUCGUUGUCGCCAUGAUCCCUCCGACAUUAUCCUCCAAAUGGAUUGCACGGCUCACUCGGUGUUAUAUGACAUCGCUACCAACUCCUUUCGCCCCUUGAUGGUCAACACUGACACUUGGUGUUCUUCAGGCUCUGUCCUUUCUGAUGGAACCCUACUUCAGACCGGUGGUUAUAACGACGGAGAUCGUGUGGUACGUACAUUUACACCUUGUGGAGAUGAUAAUUGUGAUUGGAUUGAGUAUCCUAGUUAUCUAGCAGACCGUAGAUGGUAUGCAACGAAUCAAAUUUUGCCAGAUGGUCGUGUUAUAGUAAUCGGUGGUAGAAGAGUCUUUAACUAUGAGUUCUUCCCUAGAACAACAUCUAAUGUCUUUCCUCCUUCUUCAUCAACUUUUUGGCUGAAUUUCCUGUUGGAGACUCGUGAUGACGAGGAAAACAACUUGUACCCUUUUGUGCAUCUAUUACCAAAUGGUAACCUAUUCAUCUUUGCUAACACUCGUGCUAUAUCAUUAGAUUAUGUUAAAAACAAAGUAGUUAAGCAGUUCCCACCAAUCGCCGGUGGAGUUCCUCGCAACUACCCUAGCUCUGGCUCCUCAGUACUCUUACCUAUAGACGAGAAUAAAUCUAGUGAGGCGGAAGUCAUGAUAUGUGGUGGCGCACAACACGGGUCAUUCACACAAGCAAUAACCAACAGGUCAUUUGUACGCGCAAUUAACAACUGCGCGCGCUUACUAGUCACCGAUGAAAACCCUGUUUGGAAGAUGGAAGACAUGCCAAUGGCUCGUAUCAUGGGGGACAUGUUACUGCUUCCAACCGGAGAUGUUCUCAUUAUAAACGGCGCAGAGCUAGGCACUGCAGGAUGGGACAACGCAGCAAAGCCGGUCACAACUCCAGUGAUAUAUCAACCAAAGAAUGAGAUUGAAAUGAGAUUCCAUGUUAUGAGUCCGUCACCAAGGCCUAGGAUGUACCAUUCAGCAGCCAUUUUGUUAACGGAUGGACGGGUUUUAGUAGGGGGAAGCAACCCACAUGUUUUCUACAACUUCACCAAUGUGGAAUUUCCAACAGAUUUAAGUUUAGAAGCUUACUCACCACCUUACCUGUCAUUCGAAUAUGCAACCAUGAGACCUAACAUUGUGUACGCAGAUCAAGUAGUUGGUUAUGGACAACCGUUUACAAUCACCUUCAAUGUGUUACAAUACCAAGCAGAAGAUGUUUUGUUUGUUAAUAUUAUUGCACCAUCGUUUACAACACACUCAAUAGCUAUGAAUCAAAGGAUGGUGGUUUUGAGGAUGGUAAGGAUUUCUCAAGUUUCAUUAGGGAUGUUUAAUGUUGGAGUUAUGGGACCUUCAAGCACAAAUGUAGCACCUCCUGGGUAUUAUUUGUUGUUUGUAGUUCAUGCUGGUAUACCAAGUUCUGGUAUAUGGGUAAAGAUUCAAUAAAAUAAAACUAGUGAAAAACUUUUGUUAAUGUA